CGUAUCAACCGCUAUUAGAGGAGCAAGAGGAUGUCGAGAUGGUAACGUUGUUUAACGACGAAACAACAUCAGCCGGGAAAAAUUCAACUACACCGGAGAGUAGCAAUUUUCUCUUGCCCAAAGCGGUAACGAGUGAAAGUGAAAACUUGAAGGCGCU
Amoebophrya sp. A120 is the source of this 157-nucleotide messenger RNA. NCBI's taxonomy places the organism in Eukaryota, Dinophyceae, Syndiniales, Amoebophryaceae. The record is from the annotation of a GenBank genome assembly.